AAGUCGAAGAUGCUCAAUAUCCCGGGAUUAUUCCCGAAAAUAUAGACAGUUUUGAAUUUUUGAAUUCUCAACGGAAAGAAUAUGAUUCACUUCUCUGUUUAUAGAAACUAGAAAUCCUUUAAAAAGAUAGAGAGAAAACGACUAAAUCAAUCUUAAUCUAUUAAAAAAAAAAUAUUUGUAGGCGAGGAAAAACCAAUUCAUGGAGAAGAUUAACCAGAAGCUACCAUUGAGUGAUGAAGAAGAAGAAUCAGGAAGUGAAGAAAGUGGAGCUGUUGAUGAUGAUUCAGAAGAAGACACAACAUCUGUUGAUGAUGAUUCAGAAGAAACAAGGUCAAUUCCACCCAGACUUCCGUUGAAGAAAACUAAAUCACGGAUUCCAAAGGUUAUUGAAUAUGGAAAUGAUGGAGAAGAACCAGAUGGUGUAGAGAUUAAGGUGCCCAAGACGUCCAAAAAAAAGAAGGUGCCCGAACUUAACGCGAAAGAUGCUAGAAGUAUUGAAACUAUUGAGAAGAUUAUCGCUGGUGGUCAGUUGGAGAAACUGAAAGUUGAACAAUGUAAAGUUUAUUUGAGGAAGAACGGGUUGCGGUUAAUGGGGAAGAAAGGCGUUCUUAUCGAUCGGAUUAAGGAGCAUCUUGGGAUCAUAAAUGGUGGAGGAGAACAGAAGUAUCCAGAAUCCAGCUUUGUAUGUGAUUGCAAAGGUGAUGCUUGCACUGGAGAUGUAGUAAUGUUCGAGCAAAAUGUUUAUGAAAUGUAUAACGUAGCUUCUAGGAGUGCCGCUGGCCCUUCCUGUGGGACUAGAACCGUUGUGGGUCGUGUUGUGAGAGAAAGCUAUGGUUGUGCCAAGCAGCAACACACAUUUACGAUUGAAGUAUUAUGGAGCAAAGGAGUGAAACCACUUCCUGCACUCCACCCUCUUCUAAUUAAGGGUAGAAACCUUUAUAAGUUAAAGACAAUGAGACAGUUAUGGGCAGAUGAGGAGAUGAGGAAUAAGGUUUUGCUAGAAAAACACUCCAGAGGAUCCGUUGCUAGGUCUAACAGAAAAACAAGAACCCAGCAAAAGGAAAAGCGAACAUUAUGUGCAGUUUGUCGUCAGAGGGUGUCCAAAAUUGAAAAAAGUACUGUUCCGGAGCCAAAAAGAAGGAUGUCACCAGAUGAAUUGGAGAUGAAACCAGCUUCUCAACUUCAGAAUCAACUCCCAUCAGUCUCCACAAGACAACCAACUCAGAUUGGAGAACAUAAACCUGCUUUGCCUCCAAAGAUAGUUGUCACCGAGGUCCGCAUGAACACCAGGAUGGAUUCAAUAACUACCAAACAACAUCCAGAUGGCAGUAGAAAAUCCAAAGAUAACAAUCAAAGCAACGGAUAUCAGGUUGCCAAUACUAAUCUUGGGAGGGCUCCCUCACAGCGGCAUGUCUGUAAAUACUAUCCUCAAGGAAGGUGUUAUUUUGGAGAUAGGUGCAAGUAUUUGCAUGAAAAGCCUCCCAUUAAACGGCAGUUGUGCCGCUACUAUGUUCGGGGGAGGUGUUAUCGUCAUGGAGAAAACUGUAAGUCUUUGCAUGAAAGAAGAUGGGGAAAAUACUAGAGCAAAGAUUUUGGUACAAUUAAAGUAGUUUCUUUGAACACAAAGUUUCAGGCAUCUUGUGGAUUCUUGAGACUCAUAAUCACAUUGUUCUCGAGUUUUUGAUGUCAGAAUCCAGAUUUUGUAAUUCCUUGGUUCUUCCAUAAUACUGUAAGCAUAGUUUUUAUCAACCUUGUUAUGUGUCAUCCUGGCAGCAAGUGAAGAAGUUGUAUAUAUAAAUAUUUUUCUUCAGCUUGUGAUUGCAGACACCAGUCCAUUCCAUUUAUCUUACG
Messenger RNA from Papaver somniferum (opium poppy), 1851 nucleotides. RefSeq names its product zinc finger CCCH domain-containing protein 62-like. The transcript has 9 exons. Bases 200 to 1582 code for a protein of 460 amino acids. NCBI's taxonomy places the organism in Eukaryota, Viridiplantae, Streptophyta, Magnoliopsida, Ranunculales, Papaveraceae. Gene Ontology annotation, molecular function: metal ion binding. The record is from RefSeq and is a predicted model, not a curated record.